Molecule: messenger RNA, 7398 nt
Organism: Mytilus californianus (California mussel)
Lineage: Eukaryota; Metazoa; Mollusca; Bivalvia; Mytilida; Mytilidae
Exons: 8
Coding region: 96-4382 (1428 amino acids)
Biological process (GO): regulation of transcription by RNA polymerase II
Cellular component (GO): nucleus
Molecular function (GO): protein binding
Source: RefSeq, a predicted model, not a curated record
CCUGAUACACAGUCACGUGAUUAUCUUCCAUUAUGAUAAGUCGAAAGCAAUUUUUUGCAAAAUUUGAUAAAAUUUAGGGCCCAAAGGGUAUUAAAAUGCCCGGGCCAGUCGAAAGAUGGUUAGAGACAUUUAUGUGUAAACAAUAUGCUGAUACAUUUGAAGCCUAUGGAUUCAAAACUCUUCAGUCUGUAUGCCAGCUUCAACAGCCACAGCUGCAGGCUAUGGGAGUGGCACAAGAACAUGUAGACAAAAUACUGGAGAGUGUCCAUGUUCUCAGACAGAGUAUGUUUGGUGGAAUGAAUCACUAUAAAGAUGAAGGGUAUGGUAGUCAGUCUAAUGUAAGAAUGCAACAUACAGGGUAUAUCCAAGCUCCACAAGCCCACAAUGUGAGUGGAAUGAAUCCUAAUUAUAACAUGCCCCAAGUUGGAUACAAUAACAACAACCAGGGAAACAUAAUGGCAUCACACCGUGGACACAUGAUGGACAGCAUUUACCAACAACAACAACCUCAACCUCAGCAGUAUCCACCAUCACCAUACCAAAACCAGGGACCUUAUCACAUGGGACAGUAUAACCAACAAAAUAGUACAUAUGGUCCAAUGAUGAACUAUAAUAAUAACCAAAACAGAACUCAAGUUCGCCAACCUACUACUGCUACUUCACAUGUACAUUCUCGUCACCAGAAUCCACAGGAAGUAGCAAAUAACAUCCUCCAGAUGGCAGCUUCAUAUCAACCGAGUCAAACUGUUCAGGUGCCUUUGUCAAAACAUCGACAAGCACCUUAUCAUGUGCCUGUCUCUGCUCAUUAUAACAUGCCAAAUCAUGUGAAUAAUACAGAACAAAUGAAUCGGCAGUUUAAUUAUCCAAAUCCAUCUCAGCAUAACACCCAUGCAGCAAGGACUUCUCCUGUAAGUCCAGGGUCAAUGUACAUGCAUAGUCCAGCCUCACAGCACAGCAGUCAGAGUUUGCCAAAUUCAAGUCCACGAUCUAUUCAUAGUCCAUCUGGUUGUGGGAAUAUCAGAUCACCUGUUCCAUCUCCUGCUGGUAGUAUGAGAUCCCCCUGUCACAUGCAGUCACCAGUUAAUACACCAAUCAACCAACAGCUGCAUGUGACCACAGGACAACAGAUGGUACAAUCUCCACCUCAACAUCAAAUGGGCUUCUCACCUAAAAAUCAUCCGUUAAGUCCUCAAGGUAUACAGUCACCUCAUUAUAAACAACAAAAUCAGAAAAAUUAUCUGAAUGAAAAUGUCGCUGCAACUAAUUUUACAGCUAAUAACCCAUUGCAGUCUUUACAAAAGCUAUGUAUGUUACCUGAUAGACAGGUAGUUGAUCCCAAAAGUAUUGUAAACGAUUCUUCCCCUUCACCUAAUCAGACCCAAAAAAACGUGAGUAGCGAUGUCGACUGGAAUACAACAACCAUCAGUGAGACGGCAUCGGUAAAUAAUUGCACUGAUGGUAAAAAUUGUGAUGAAAUAGACAAUAAUUCAGGUAUACAAAAUAAUCUGUGUACAAGUUCUGAAAAUAGUUGUUCUGUCCAAAAGACAGCAAUAAACACAGUUGUGGACAGUUAUGCUGAUGAUGCAGUAAAAAAGUCGACUGAAAAUACUAUCAAAACUGAUGUUGACUUUGAACAUCAAAAACUGAAAUAUUUGGGCCAGCCAUGUAAUACAGAAACUGGUUUAGAUAAACAAUCACCUUUAGAAUGUGUUCAAGGAACAAACUGUGAAUUUUCAGAAAGAGUUCAAAUAACAACAUGUAAACCUUUUGAAAAUGUUCUAGAAACACAUAAGAAAUCUGAAACAACAGGAAAUUCUAUGAAUAAUUUGCAAGCCAGUAUUGAAACAAAAGAAGUAUCGGACACAAGUCUUGUAAGUGAACAAGUUGAUGGUAUACGUACAUCUACCGAUUACAUAGAUUGUGUAUCAAAGUCUUCAGAGACAUUGCAGAAUUCUGAACUUACAGACAAUUUACCUAAUGAACAGAAAAUACAAGAAAACUCUGAGUGUGAAAUUGAAUCAAAUCGAUUAGAACAGACUGUAGAAAAGUCACAUGAUAGUGAACAAAAGUCAUGUGACAAUAAAGAUAGUAUAGAAAGGUUACAAGAUGACCAGGUAUCGAGACUGGAGUCGGAAUCUGUUGAAAAUAUCUGUGAUAAGUCUAUAGUCAAUGGUUGUGACAAUACACACUGUGAUGACCAGUCAAAACCUGAUAUCAGUUCAGAUUGUCGGAAAGAUGAAGUUAAAAGUAUGGUUAACGGAAUAGAUGAUUCAGAAGAUAAUAGUAGUGAUGUUGACAUGAACAAAGCAGAUUUGUUUAUAAAAAGUGAACCAAAUAUAGAAAUUCUAGAAAUGGAUUCUGAUUCACUUUUAAAUCAUAAAACAGACCAGAGACAUAAGAAUGAGGAAAAAGCUGAUAAUAAAAGGAUUUUAAGAGAGAUUCCACCCAGAGUGGCAAGUGCCUCACCAUUUUAUGUUGAUGAUUCCGAUAGCGGUGACGAGGGAAUUCUUAUGGUUCGUAAGGAUGUGAAGUACACAUACAGUAGGUACAGUAAAAUUCAUCGUGACAUCAAUUCCCAUGUGUCUGUAUCAGAUAAUGAUACUUUUGAUAUCUCUGAUGAAGAAAGUCUCGAUAGGAAUAGUUUAGACAGUGACAUGAGUAAGGGAUUUGACUGUGAUUUGAUACAGUCUCUUCCAAAAACUGUAAAUGGCCCUGGUUCAAACCCAGGACAUAGAAAGAAAAAUACAGCAUCUAAGCCCUUUAAAAACAGAUGCAGUAGAAAUGUCAUUUUUGAUACUCCAGGACAAGGAUCAAAAGAUAAGUCUGAAAACCAAAAAGGAAAUGGCCGUUCUAAAAGAAGAAGAACUGCCACUUCUAAAUAUGGAGAUGAAAUGUAUUUAGGGGAUGAUUUUGCACUAGAUUCUGAAGAAGAAACUAAGAUUGAAAGGAAAAGUAAAAGGAAACGUAAGAUUAGUGGGGAUACAACAUGCAUAAAAGCAAACACAAAAGUAAAAUCUGAAGAUGUUAAUCUUGAUUCAGAUGAUGUAGGAGAAAAUGACAAAAAAUGUAAGAAAAAGGAAAAAAUUGAGACAAAAUUUAACUGUAAUAUUAAAUCAGAAGAAGUUAUUUUAGAUUCAGAUGAAGAAGAAGAAACUGGCAAAAUAGAUCAGAGUAAACAAAAAUUUAGUGUGGAUCAAAAGUUGUUUAAUAAAUCUAAGAUUGAACAUGAUAUUUUGGCGUCGGAUGAAGAACUUGAAGUUGAAAAGACUGCAAAAAGAAAAAGUAAAAUUAGUGAAGAUUUAAAAUCAAAGGUUCAAAUCAAAGAAGAAAAUGAAGACUCACAAAUGGAUUCCUUAGAUUCAAAAGAAAUCUGUAUAGAUAUAAUAGACAGUUCCGAUAAUUUAGGUGAUGGUUCAGAUAUUAUAACAUUUAAGCCUAUAACUAAACUAUCUUCCUCAUUUCUUCCAGUGGCUUCAACCUCAAAAUCUCAGUGUGAAAACAAACCUUUAGUGCAAAAAGGUAAACCUCGAACUAAAUCGAAACUAAAAGUUUCAAAAGCUGGUAAAUCAAAGUCUCGUGGAAAAUUGCUGGACGAUUCAGUUAAAAAUAUGAAAUUAAAAAAAACUAUGAACUUGAUGAAACAGAAAGGAAAAAAGAAGCCUGAGAUUCCAGUUAAAGAAAUUGGUCCUAUUCUAAGGAUCAAAGAUUCUCGGACACCAAAAGAAAGGUGUUUAGUUGUCAAUCAGCUAAUAGAAGAGAACAGUGAUAAAACUGCCAAAAAUAAGAGGUCUACAGUGCGGGUUUCAACAGUACAAGUGUCUAAAUUACCUUCUGAAAAGUCUGUUCAUGUGCCUGCUUCACUUGCAGGAGAGAACACUUCAUGGGUUUGUGCUUUAUGUAAGAAACAUAGUAGUUACAAAUUUUUAGGAGAUUUAUUUGGACCAUAUUAUACUGAAGGUAAUUUACCUGAGGACGAGGGAAGCAGUUCUAUGGACAAAAAAGGUAAACAAAAAAGACAAAGUGUUAGUGUUGAUUCAAAGUCCAAUUCUAAAGGCAGGCGAAAAAGUAAGGACUCCACGAAACCUAAUGAGAUCUGGGUUCAUGAAGACUGUGCUGCUUGGGCUGAUGGAGUCCUGUUGAUUGGUGCCAAAAUGUAUGGGUUACAGGAAGCCACAGAUAUAGCUUCUUCUACUGUUUGUACAUAUUGUAAAGAAACUGGUGCUAUGGUAGGCUGUCUACAUAAAGGUUGUUCCCAAAAAUUCCAUUAUUAUUGUGGCAUUGAAUCAGGUUGUUACUUAGAUGAAGAAAAUUAUUCCCUUCUAUGUCCAAAACAUAGAGAUAAAAGAUUGAAAUCAGCAGAAGCUAAGUCCUUCAAGACUUGAACCAGACCUGUAACUUCAGCUGGUAAAAUUAUGUAAACUGAUGGUCACAAUACCAUUUGAUCUGUCAUUGAGACAACAACAGACAACAGAUAAAAGAGAACAGAAUUACACAGAAUUAUGGCAUCUCUGCAGAAGACAGAAGACCAAAUUUUAUGUUUUGUUUUACAUCGUGUCUUUCAAACUGUUUGUCAUUUAAACUGGUUGUUUUAAAAUAGAAUAAUUUUUCUGAGUAUGUGAUACCAGCAUGCUUUGUGAAUAGAGCUUCCACAAACCUUUAAGACACUGUUUGGCCUUUGUAAUGCAUUCAGUAAUUGACAUUUUAUUAGCUUAUAUGAUCUUAGGAGAGUAGGGCUUGUUAAAAUGGAUAGUGUUUACAUGGUAAACAUCAGUAUAAACUUUGAAAUAAAAUUUAGAUCAACCUUUUUUGGAAGCUCAUAUAUCUAAUGUUUAAUAUCUUUGUCAGCGAAUAUUUCUAUAAACUGAUCAUGGUAAUUCACAAAUAUACAUCUUUUUUGUAUGGAAUUUUUAUUGGACUAAAUAGACAAACUAAAAUACUAAACAAAUGGUUUUCCCAUUUUCAAAAUUUUUUAAACAAAUUAAUUUUCAAUUAUAGCAGUAAGUAGUCAGUAUAAAAAAAAUGAUAGAAACUUUAAUAAGCAUUAAGGGUUCUUUUUCUUUGUUUCAUUGUACUUUUAAGGGUACCUAAUAUAAUGAUUUUAAUAUUUUCUUCUUUCAGCACAAACAUCCAGUGAAGAGAUUACUUGAUAAUUCAUGGUUACUUCUUAUCUACUUAAAUUCAUAAAAAUGAAUUGUUCAUGAUAAUUUUUUGAACACGAGGAUACUUCUAACUUGGACUCCCUUCCAUUACUUAUAUGUAAAUGGUUCAAAUUUUUAUGUGAAAAGAAAGUGAUUAAUUGUUGCAUGUUGAGCAAUAAAAAGAUCCAAAAAGCUUUUAUUUUGAAUUGCUCAUCAUUUUCUGACAGAUUUUUUUCUGUUAUUAAAAUGCUUUUUUUCAACUAAAAUUAUUGCGUUUUAUAAAAUAUAGGAGUUGUAUACUCUUUUCAUUUAAAGGAAUUCUGCAAGGUUUUUGUUUUAACAUAGGAACAAAAUAUCAGCUUUAAGUAGCUAAGUUAGAGAUUAAAUAUGUACAUUGGUAAAUUUUAUGUCAUACAUUCCUGAAUCUGUAGCUGUCAAUCAUUGAAUCUUUUUUUAUGGAGAUCUAAAUUUGGAACCAACAGUGAUAUUAAUCACUAAUGUUGAAAUUGACACUAUUUACAAAUAAUUAUUUUUCUUAAUGACUACUGCAAUGCAUCAAAUCAAAAUUUAAUAGCACCUACAAAUUUCGAUUUCAUUAUUAAACUGAACAUAAUGUAAAAACAUAGAUGUGCCUGGCAUAACUGAAUCUUUUCUAAGCAAAAAAAAAUCACAAAUUUCCUCACUUAUAUAAGGUAUAGGGGGAAAUGUAUGUCAGAGAAACAUAAUGGAAAAAUAAAAAAUAAGAAGUUUUUUUUCUUCUUUAGCAGUAGGAUGAAUAUAAUUUUGAACUGCAGUUUUUAUUAAAUUUAAUUAAAUUAAGAUUUUAUAUCACAUGAAAUUUAUUUGUACAUUUAAAGGCUACAAUAGAUUUUGGAAUGUCUUUUUUGUUGGUAUGUUUGAAAUAUGAUUGAAAUAGAUGAAUCCAUUGUAAAUUAACUGUUGUAAAAAAAUUAACCUUGAAGAAAUUUUAAAGUACAAAGAUUGGGCCUAUUAAAUUAUCCAGGUAAAAUAUAAACUUGAGGCUUUGGAGAAACCUGAUGUAUAUACAAUAUAAGGUCAAUGAACAAAAAAUUAAAACUUUUUGUAUGAGGCUCAGAACAUGGGGAAGGGUGAGGUUUACUGAGGUAUUCCAACAGUUAAUAUUUUUCUGACAUUGAGCUAAUAUUGUUUUUAUACUGCAACUAAAAAUGGCUACCAUUUUAGUGAUGAAAAUUUUAGCACAGAAUUUUCCAUCCCUAUAAUCUAUGGGAGCCCCAAAUUGGAAGAAAAGUGACAUGAAAUCAACAUUGCACAAAAUAUCACUUGGGUACUAUAUUUGGUUUAUAAAGACAACAGGAAGUGUUCUAGCAGCAGAAUAAAUACUUCUUAGAUGAUUUGUUCAAACAUUUAUGAUACAGGUUUAUUGACUGUAUUAAGCAAUGUUUCUAUAGGGUUCUAUUCUUACAUCUCUUAUAUUAUAAAUAGUAUAUGUAACCAGUUUUAGUUUAGGUUACCAGUUGUAAAUGAAGGUUUAUUUGGUCUUUCAUUUAUUUAAGAUACAUUCCCAUCUUUUCAAUCAAUAUUCUGAGAUAUACCUGUUAUUCUAUUCAAUUUUCACAAAGUAGUUCAGUUUAUAUGAAUAAGUCAUGUAGUAUAUUUUAUAAUAUAUAUUUGGCACACAGUAUCAGUAAACAUACAAAUAUGCAUACUGUUAAAAAUAUAAUUAUCACUAUAUUAUUCAUGUAUUAGCAUUGUUGAGGCACACUUGAUAACACCAACUUACCGGGUAAACUCAGUGAGAAUUUAUUGAAACUCAAGUCUUGGAUCUCUGUCCUUGUUAUUUGAAUAAGUACAACUGGUAUAAAUAUGAUCUCCCUGACUUUAAACCUCUCUAGUACUUCUAAAAUUACCUAGAAAUUGUCAUCAUACAUUUUUAAAUACAAUGUAAUGAUGCCUUGCUUAUUAUCUUAGAUUAAAAUGAUAUAUAAAUGAUCUGGUAUUGUAAGGCAUUAUGAUUUUUGGUUAUAGAUCUUUUGUUGUUUCAUACAUGGGCCAUGAAGCUUAAUACUUUUUUCUGUGAAUUUUGUUUUCUUUGCUGUAUAAGUAUGACCUGGUGUCUUAUGACUGAUAAACUGUUUGAAACAGAGAUUAACAGUGCUUUCAUAUAGAAAUGUCACAAAAUGUUUAAGCUUUAUCUUCUCAUUUUACAGAGACAUAUUAUUUUGUCUUGUAUGUUUAAGUCUAUUUAUGUACAAACUUCUUAAUAAAAUAAGAAAAUUCA